This is a messenger RNA of Rangifer tarandus platyrhynchus (Svalbard reindeer), 294 nucleotides long. The record is from the annotation of a GenBank genome assembly. Lineage: Eukaryota; Metazoa; Chordata; Mammalia; Artiodactyla; Cervidae.
AUGGCGUCUCUCCAGCAUGUAGAAAUCAUCCUCACCAGUGGCUCCCGCGGAGUUCGCGAGCGGCUCCGCGCAGGCCGAGGGAAGCCAGUGAGCUGUCCAUGGUGGUUAAGGCGCCUUGACGUGCGUCCUGGGCGGUCCCGGCGAGGCGCGGACCCCCGCGCCGGGGGCCGCCACUUCUCCGGCCCCAGCCUGCUGGCCACCCAGCCGGUGUGCGCCGGGCACCGGCUGCAAGUGUUCGUUUGCACAGCUCUGGGACGCAAACGGGGCAGAAUUCCAGAGAUAGGCAGAAAAUAA